Caenorhabditis elegans is the source of this 4017-nucleotide messenger RNA. RefSeq names its product Protein kinase domain-containing protein (gene gck-4). Bases 69 to 3755 code for a protein of 1228 amino acids. Gene Ontology annotation, molecular function: protein serine/threonine kinase activity; ATP binding; kinase activity. The record is from RefSeq and is marked reviewed. Lineage: Eukaryota; Metazoa; Nematoda; Chromadorea; Rhabditida; Rhabditidae. The transcript has 12 exons.
AGAGGUCGCGUUGUAUAAAAGGAGGUGUGACUGCAUUCGCCGUCGCUUCACCUUUCUUUUUAGCCACCAUGGCGUUUUUGAAUAAAGUCAAAAACUUGUUUCGUGCCAAUCAAGCGGAGAAGAAGUUACCUAGUUACAUUUAUGACAAUGUGAACCCACGCGAUCACUGGAACAUUAUUGGAGAGCUUGGCGAUGGAGCAUUUGGAAAAGUUGAAAAAGCAGUGUCACGGACGGAUCCCAAACUUUUUGCCGCAUCAAAGUCUAUUGAAAUUCAAGAAGGCGAAGAACUGGAAGAUUUCCUUGUUGAAAUCGAAAUUCUCAGCGAAUGCAAGGGUCAUCCUGUUAUGUUAGGACUCUAUUCUACUUAUUUUUUUGAAAAUAAACUGACGAUGCUUCUCGAGUUUUGUGGAGGUGGUGCUGUUGACAACAUCAUUGUCGAGCUGGGACAUGUACUCAAGGAAGAUCAAAUCCGAUACAUCGGAUACUACGUGUGUGAUGCACUCAAGUGGCUACACUCCCAGAAUGUGAUUCACCGUGAUCUGAAAGCUGGCAACAUUUUGCUCACCCAAGACGGUCAGGUUCGACUUGCCGAUUUUGGAGUUUCGGCGAAGUUGAAGAGUGAACGUGAAAAGAGAGACACAUUUAUUGGCACACCGUAUUGGAUGGCUCCGGAAGUUAUGGCUUGCGAGACUUUCAAGGAUCAGCCAUACGAUUGUAUUUCGGAUAUCUGGUCUUUUGGAAUCACACUCAUUGAAAUGGCCCAAGGAGAGCCCCCGCAUUCAGACGUUUCUGUUAUGAGAGUUAUUAUCAAAGUGCAGAAAUCAGAGCCGCCAACGCUUCUCCAACCAUCUCACUGGACCCGGUCCUUCAGUGACAUUCUCACACGAUGCCUUGUCAAGGAUCCCAGAAAUCGUCCACCGGCAGCUGAAAUCUUCAAACAUCAGUGGUUCCAAAAUGCUCCAUCAAAACGAAAAAUGAUUAUGGAUCUACUCGCCGAAAUGUACGCAGAUGUUCAAGAAGAAGUUGUCAUUGAUGGUGAUGAGGAAUCAGUGGCAGGAUCCGAUGAGAUUUCUCAACGUCGUGGUGAUAGCUGGAGUUCGGCUUCUGAUAGCCCUCGACCGGCUACUAGUGAUGGGUUCAAAGUUCCCAUUGUAUCGGUACCCAUCAUUGAGACACCUCCACCAGAUACUCCUCACAAAAAGAGAGCUGCUCCGCCACCACCACAAGAAGUCAAUGCUCAUCGGCAGUCGCCAGUAGUGAAUGGGAAACCAGCAGAGAAUUCGAGUUUUGCAGAGUUCUCCUUCUCUAACAGCAACACAUCAUCAGAAGGAACUGCCGAGUUCUCCACACCAUCUACCAACAAGAGUAGUGCGCAACUCUCCACGCCAGCAGUUCUUAGCCUCAAUACCAGCGGCAGUCCUUCAUCUGCCAACGAGUUUGUCAGUCCACGCAGAGAAGCGCUCAGUAUUCUCGAUGAGCUUACCACCACAUUGGACGACGAGCAAGGAUCAACAUUUUUCAACUCACCACGUUCAAGUGCGUCGCCCCGUCAAUCUCCACGUCGAUCACCACACGAAUCUCCGCGCCAUUCUCCACGCAAUUCCCCACAAAAGGAGCAAUUGUUUGAGCAUUCGAUUCGUGACACGAUAAUGGCUAGCCGUAGCAGACCAUCGCUAAGUCCACAGUUGAGACAACUCUCACCUUCGGAGUCAGCAUCUUCUUUCGACGAAAGUGUUAAUUUAUCCUUCCACAAGUUGGAGCCCGCGGAGCAUGCUGGAUACGUGAUGGCACAUCAGCAAAUGGAAAAGACUACAGCUCAGUUGAACGAACGUGCAAAUGCUGUGAGCAAUAUUAGAACUCAAAUGGAAGAGAAAAUUGCUGACAGCUCUAAUUCGAAGCAACGACCAAUCAGUCAACCAAUCACGGAAAUUCCAGAAGGAAUUGUUGCCCAGAAAAAAGUCAGCAGAGAGGAAGCGGAGGCGGUUCAACACUCAAAUGCACUCUUUAAGAAACCAUCUCAAGAUAUGUCAGCCAGUUUGACAGUACGGGACAUGGCUCAACAAAAGACGGAACUUAGAGUGUCAUCAGCCUCAACUCCAACAAAAACUAGAGCUUCUCCUCCAAAACGCGCCGAAUCAAAUCAAUCUGUGAGGACGAGUGGUUCAUCAAACUCUGUUGUUCAACACUCUGCAUCAUCAUCGACAGAUUAUGUCCCAACAUCAGUGUCCGCCGUGCCAGAAUACUUUGAUGGACCAAGACGCAAUGGCGAGCAGAAAGUCCCACCACCCGAGCCGCCAGUAGACUAUGAAGGAAAUGCUAAAGAGAAUGCAGCUCCUUCGCCUGUGCCAGUUCCUAAAAUCUCCCAAAAACCUGUACCAACUCCGUCAACAUCUACAGAUGUUCAGAAGACAAACUCAAACGUUGCUCCGAGACCGCUUGGCGGGAGAAAAGAUGGAAAUCGGCAGACAAUUACUAAAAAGACUAGGACGUAUAUGAUUGAUGGUGUUCAAGUCACAUCUACCACAGUUCAUGUGUUGGGUGUUAAGGAUGAUAAAGUACAAAGAAAGCAACAACUCCACGAUCUGAGACGCCUUCAACGUGACGAAGCCCGUCAAAAGCAAGAACUCCAGGCCGAGGGAAUCAAGCUUGUCGAAGAGCAAGCCAGAAAGUUCACAUCGGAGCAAACAAACUUGACACGAACAUCGGAACUAGAGAUGGAUGCUAUGGAACGCCGUCAACGAAAAGAGAUUGAAGACACUGAAGGUGCCCAGGAGCAUGAACUACGAAAUGCGCAAAAGCGUCUCCGAAUCGAACAGGAGAAGGAUAUGCGAGCGUUCAAAGAGCGUCUGAAGCAAGAAAUGAAGAUAUUUAAGCAAGAGUUGACGAUGCUCUCAAAGGUUCAGAGAAAAGAUGCGUUGAAGCAACGGAAGGAGCAAAUUGAGAUUGAGCAUCAACUCAAGGAGAAGGACUUUUUGAUGCAACUUCAACAGAAUGCGGAGGCAAUGCUUCAACGAAUGGCUGAAAAGCAUAAGGAAAGAAUGGCAUCUAUUGAAAAGCAGUUCCUGAUGCAGAAGCACAAUUUGCUCCGAGCAAAAGAAAAUAACAUUUGGGAGUUGGAAGAUAAGCAAAUGAGAGAGAAAUUUGUACUUCAUCGAAAACUAUUCAAGGAUGAAUACUACCUUCUCCGCACACAAAUGCUUGCUAGACACCAACGUGAAAUGGCUCAAAUCGAGAAGAUUCAUCAAGAAGAGGAAGACGAUCUCAUCAGAGCACUAACACUCGAUCGUAAAAAGCUACCGAAAAUGUUGCGCUCUGAGACGAAAACUCGUAGUGUGAUGUUCAAAGAGAGCCUGCGAAUCAGUGCAGUGAACAUGUCAAACGCGGAAAUGCAAGAACGAAUUCGACGAUUCGAUGAGCAAGAAGCGUUGCGCAUGAGAGCUGCAUUGGAAGAUCACGAUUUGAAGUCGCAGAAGAAGUUGCAAAUAUUAAAGGAGCGCCACCAGGAAGCGAUCAUCGAGCUUGAUGAGAUGCAGAACGAGAAGCGCAAGCAGUUGCUGGAAAAAGAAAGGAACACGAUGAAGGAGCACGAGGCAAAGUAUCACGAGAUGCGUGAGCUGUGGCAGGAGAAUUUGAUUGCAAGGAAAACGGUGCUCGAGGAGAAGUUUGAGGACGAACUCUCAAAGCAGGAAGUGUUCUACGGAAUGUCGUACACUUCGUCUCAGGCCUCAACGCUGUCUGGCCGUCACAUGCCUUGAACGCUCUAUGCUUCUGACUCAUUUCUACGUUCCUUUGCUUUAUUCCAUUUGUCAUUCCCAUUCAGUUUUUGUCUCCCAUCCCAACCAGUGCCUUACCACAUUCGACACCUGCCUCGAGUCUCCAUUCUUCUCAUCCCCGUGGUUUUACUAUAUACAAUCCAACUUUUCUACUUUUUUUUGUUGAUCCGAAAUGGGUAUAUUGCUAGUUUAUGUGUCUAGAUGGGUCAUUUUUUAAUCAAGUGUCUUAAAAUUGUAUGCCUUC